Molecule: messenger RNA, 480 nt
Organism: Rotaria socialis
Lineage: Eukaryota; Metazoa; Rotifera; Eurotatoria; Philodinida; Philodinidae
Source: the annotation of a GenBank genome assembly
AUGAAGAAAAACAAAAGAAAAAACUACGGCCGAUUAGUUAAACGAUUGAAAUACAAGUUUAAAUUGGCCAAUGUAGUUCUUCGUAAAUCUGAUAAAUCCAAAGUAUUUCAUUUAGGUAAACUUGAAGAAUACAAUAAAAAAUCAAAUGAAUAUAUGGAAAUAACCAAAGCAUACAAAUGUCUUGGUACAAUAGAUCCACUUGCAGAUUUAAUGCAAAGAACCAAUAAAUAUCUAUUAGAUCUGAGAUUAAUAAAGUGGGUAACUCAAAAACAAUGUGAGCAAUUGAGCAUCAAACCAAAUGAAGUUGAACUAGCUCAUUUAUAUUAUUUACCAAAAGCUCACAAACCUGGUACUCCUCUUCGACCUAUUGUAUCUGGACUGAAACAUCCAACAAUUAAAAUUUCCAAAUUUCUUGAUGAAUUACUUCGACCCUUGUUUAAUCAAAUGGCUUCAAAGACAACCACAACUUCUGACUUUUAA